AUGUUGGCAGUUUGCGGUCGACGGAGGUCAUUAUGGACUAUGUGUGUGCUUAGUGUGUAUACCGCAGUACCGGCGGUUGAGUCAGGGACUCGGUCAGAAAGGGAACUCAAUGGCGACGGUUGGAUGUGGUCAAGUGUCUCAAACGAAAACUAUGAGUCGUAUUGGAUAAGUCGGUUUUGGGUGCCUUUGGACGAGACCGGAUUCGAACUAUUGAAACCUCAAGUCUCAGGCAGAGCAUACCUUCGUCGGAAGGCUUGGGUCAGCAAAGGGGCUGCUUUCGUUUCUGCGCUCCUGAACUCAGGAGGACCGUCCCAGCCGUGGUCAAUGACGAAAGAACAGAUGCGUCCUUAUUACAUUCCAGUUCUAACCAGGAGACAACGACCUGAUACGGCCAGAAUAAUGCAAACUGAUUUCCAAGCGCACCAGUUAUUGCAUCGAUCCAUGCCCCCACAUGCUUGGAUGAGGCUCAUAACUAUACGACCAAAAAACUUCGAGAUGUGUGCACUUGCAUAUGUGGAACUUGGCGCAAUUAUUUCCAAGUAUUUCAAAUGCCCUUAUGGCCUUGUAGAUCUGGAAAUUAACCGGGAAAUCGAGAAGAUGAUGCCCUCGAGCAACAUGGGAUGUAUCGGAAAACGACGGCGUUUGUGGACCGUGGGAUGUCUUUUGCAACACGCUCAGGCGUCUAUCACUCGGCUUAUGGAAUUUUGCCUUAACGAUUUGGGGUAUAACCCUUCUUGGCCCUAUGGUACUCCCGGAUAUGAAUGUCUCCGAGACAGUUGGCAAAGACCUGCAUCCGAAAAAAAUCCUCAGUUACGAUCAUCUUUAUUGAACAAGUUCUUGUCAGAAUUGCCGGAGAUAUCGGCACGAGAAUUCGCUGAACUAACUCGAGAACAACUCAUGCAGCUAAUAUCUAAGAAAGCAACUGUCGGAACACUGAUCGAUAAACCAUUCGAUCAAGGGGAUUGGAACCAGGUUUCCGUGGGACGUGUUCUCUCAGAAGCAGAACGAUUUAGCCAUGAAGCUAGGGGGCAGGCGGGACCUCAUAGGGCCCCUGCAGUGGAUCCAGUGCGGGAUAAUGAACGGCCUGUGGCGAGGCCACCACAGACAUGCGUAACGUCGAGGGUAUCGGUAGUUCCUGAAGCUACACACGGUCGGGGAGGGAUCGACGGUCGGGGAAGGAUCGACGGUCGAGGAGGGAUCGACGGUCGAAAUGGGAUCGACGGUCGAAAGGGGAUCGACGGUCGAAAGGGGAUCGACGAAAGGGUCAUUUCGAGAAAGCGAACGACUCGGGAGAGGCACUCGGUGGUGACGAAGAAAAAGGCGACUAAAGGGGAAGCGACCUUGGACGGAGCUCACCACGGUGUGCUCAGACAGGCGGCGGUGGACGUACCAACGCCGGUGGCUGACAGUAUACUAGCUUCGAGUUGCUUGAUACGCCAUUAUGAUCAAAUGGUUGGGCAUGAUCAAAUGGGUGGGCAAUGCACCAAUGCAACGAGUCAACUGUGGAAUGAUGUGCCAACAAUUCAGCAGCUGGAACGGGUCCUGAACGACGGUUCAGGAUCUACAGUGAGUGACAGUUUCGUCCAUUCGUUUGUGGAGAGAGCGUGGCAAGAAUACGGACCGCUUUUAGCACGUUCACUGGACCGCUUAUUUGAUGAACAGGAGUCCGUGGGGUAA
Gregarina niphandrodes is the source of this 1677-nucleotide messenger RNA. RefSeq lists its product as hypothetical. Bases 1 to 1677 code for a protein of 558 amino acids. The transcript has a single exon. NCBI's taxonomy places the organism in Eukaryota, Apicomplexa, Conoidasida, Eugregarinorida, Gregarinidae. The record is from RefSeq and is a predicted model, not a curated record.